ACUGGGAAUUUCUCCUGCUGUUGCUGAAGGGAUUUUAUCAGAGACAACUUCCAACUUCCAGACUACUCUUCCAACACUCUUUAUCCAAGGGAUUUCUGCUGCUGCUGAAGUAAUAUCCCCAGUGACAACUUUAAUCUACAAAGAGUCUAAGUGCAAGAUGCCACGGAAAAAGUCAUUCAGAAUGAGGCGUGCGCCCAAGACUGUGAGUACUGUGGUUGAUGUGCAGUGCUGCUGCGAUUCUAAAUUAGUUGGUGGAUUGGUGUGUGGUACCAAGCAUUUCAGGUUGCUCGACAGAAACAAUGAAAGAACAGAGAUUUGUAGUGUUUUAGGUCUUAUUAGGCAUAAAGUGUCAAAUGUGUGUACUUGGAAGGCUGGUGUGAUGGAUUCAAUUUGUGAUGAAGGAAGGAUACUUUUGGAGGAGAGGAAACCUACAAAGGGUUUGGCUGGUAGAUAUAAUGCUUUCAACAGAGUGGCUGAUGUUUCUCUAGGUAAAGUAAUACGUGGUUCUUGUGAUUACUUGGAGUUUUCUAGUGCUUUACAAGAGACAUUGCUUGAUCAACAGUCCUGUUUGUUAAACUUAGAUGGAUAUCACUGUGCAGUUGUGUAUCACAAUGAAUAUUUCAUUGUUUUGGAUUUUAACGCUUGCAAUUCUUCUGGUUUGCCGUGUGACUUUGGCGUCUGUGUAGCACAAUUUCACACUAGUCUGAAUGAAACCAUGCUGUUUUUCACAACAUUGCUUGAGAAGCUAAAAGCAAAGGUGUUCUCUGUUGCUAGUGUAAUGGUGAGGUUGGCUGAUGAACAGGUUUCAUCAAUGCAUUGUCCAAGUACUGCUAACGGUAUGCAUGAAAGUCCUGUGAAAAUCUCUGAACAAAAAGUCUGUGUUCCAGAAGGUGUUGAACUGAAGGAGUGUUAUGUUAAUUUGAAAAGGAUGGCAAAUGAUAAAGCUGGAAAGUCUACUGUGCAAACCCCCAAAAAAAGGAAAUUAGUCAAAAUGGAAGCUAUCCAUGAUUCAGAUGUUCAGUGUGAUAUAAACAGUGUUCGAUGUGUCCAGGGUUCUUUUCAUCAAGGGCAUUCUAGAUUUGGGAGAAACGGUGGGCGUCAAUGUGUGGCUAAUUCAUUAGCAGCUAUGGUAAUGCAUGAAAAGAAAAACGUCAUUGGGUGGAACACAAAAAAUCUAGACAGUGUUCUCAUUUCAGGAAACAAGUUUUAUUCAUUUUGUAGAACACAAGGCCUGAUUACUGAUGGUAGUGAAAAACAGUAUCUACUUGUAACAGACUUGCCACAAACAGCCAGCAUUGUUGAUUCUGAUUAUACUUUUACAUUUAGUGACCCCGUGGUAGGGGAUGUGAAUGUAGAGGAUGGCGAACUUCUCAGAUCAGGCAUUGCAUAUAGUUUAAUAAGUGGUCUAGAAAAAAUCUUUUCAAUGCAUGACAGAUGUUUUUUCACUUAUGAUCAGAGGACCUGUGCUAUAAUUCGCGUAAAUGAUCAGUUUGCUUUGAUUGAUUCUGACGCACGGGAUGUGUAUGGUAGGACAAACAGUCAGGGGAAAAGCAUUGUUCUGUACUUUUCUUCACUUCAUGACAUUGUUGCUUUGGUGCAUGAGUGGGUUUUAGAUAGAGAAACACUGCUUGAAUCAAAUGAUUUUGAGAUUACAGGGGUUGAUAUUUGUCCUGCUGUGAGUAAUUUGGAAAACAAUGAAAGUUGCUUGGAAGGAGUAGUGGGUAACACUAGUGAGUGCAUGUUGGUUGAUGAUUCUAGUUCUUGUGACUCCUCUGAAGAUACACAUGAUGUUACUUUCAUGAAAGAAAUGCCCAGUGUUAAAUAUCAGUUUAGUGUACUGUCUAAAGAUGUAGCUGAGGCUAUAUGUAAUAAGUUAAAUGUAAGUUUUGAAGAAAAGUCUGGUAUGGUGCCAGGCAGGUAUGGGGAUUUAGGCAAACCUUGUAGAACAGAAAACAUAGUGGGUGAUGGAAACUGCUUCUUCAGAUGUAUAUCACAAAUAGUCAGUGGUAAUCAGGCAUACCACCGUAGAUUUAGACUUGCUAUAGUAAAACACAUGCAGGCUAAUGAGGCUCAGUACAGUACAGACAUAAGACAGGAUUACACAUCCUUAAAGGAGUACUUGGACAGGUCUAGAAUGAAUUUUGUUGGAAGUUGGGCAACAGAAAUUGAAAUCCAAGCUGCUGCAGAUUUUCUAGGUGUAGAUGUUUACACUUAUACUAGUGAUAAAUGGCUGAAGUUUCACUGCAGAGGUUCAAAAAUCACAGAGGAUGGAAUUUUUUUGGCUCAUAGAAAUGGUAACCACUAUGAAACUGUUGUGUGCGUGAAACAUGGCAGUUGCCAUGAUUGCCAUAAGUUGUGUAAAAUACAUGAGUUGAUGAAUGCAUGCCCUUUGCAAACACGGGCUGUGGGAAGCAAACAAGCUAAUAGUCAGAGUUUGAUGAUGGAAGAUCAAAGUAACGAAAAAAACAAAUGCACAUUAAAAAGAAAAGAGACGGAUUUAAAACAUUUAGACAGAAAAAAAAAAUGUUUAAAUGUAAUUGAAACUGACUGCGGGAAAGUUACACAGAACACAGCAACCAAUGUAACAUUUUUGUGGUCAAGUCCUAAACAAAUAAAAUCUAAAUACAUGAGGGAAAAGAAAAAAAAUGAAAUGAAAAGACAGUAUAAAAUGAAUGUUAUACACAGAAACCAGAAGAAGAUGUACACUAUAAACAAGUACAAAAGAGAUACUGGUCAUCGUUUAAAAAUAAUUAUGUCUAGUAAAAUAAAGUAUGCCAAAGAUGAAAAGCAUAGGCUUGAUGUUCAGAAUCGCAGCAAAAGCAAGUAUGCUACUAAUACAGAAUUCAGCAAAGCAGUUCGAAAAUCUAGUAAAGAUAAAUAUGCUACUAAUACAGAAUUCAGCAAAGCAGUUCGAAAAUCUAGUAAAGAUAAAUAUGCUACUAAUACAGAAUUCAGCAAAGCAGUUCGAAAAUCUAGUAAAGAUAAAUAUGCUACUAAUACAGAAUUCAGCAAAGCAGUUCGAAAAUCUAGUAAAGAUAAAUAUGCUACUAAUACAGAAUUCAGCAAAGCAGUUCGAAAAUCUAGUAAACAUAAAUAUGCUACUAAUACAGAAUUCAGCAAAGCACUUCGUAAAAGAAGUAAAGAUAAAUAUGCUACAAAUACAGAAUUCAGCAAAGCAGUUCGUAAAAGAAGUAAAGAUAAAUAUGCUACAAAUACAGAAUUCAGCAAAGCAGUUCGCAAAUUUAGUAAAGAUAAAUAUGCUGGUGAUCCAGAGUUUAGGUGUGCGGUGCAUGAACAAGUAAAGACAAAACGCUCUGUUGUAAAACAAAAUCAACAAUGUUUCAGUCAAGUUUUAAAAGACUUUAAUUCUAUAAUAAGAGAAGGGCCAGAUUUUGUGUGUUGUGUUUGUCAUAGGUUGCUGUUUAAGCAUCAAGUGUCCCAUUGUAAAAUGGACAAGUAUAAGACUACAAAGGAAAUGCAGGCAGUAGCUGAGCAGUGUAUUACUGAAGACUAUUUGCAUAAGUUUGAUCAUGUGUGUGAUGUUCCAUGUCUCUGGUUGACAACAAGCAAGUGUCAGUUGUGGAUUUGUCACAAUUGUGAUUUUAAACUGUCUCACAGUAUAAUGCCUCCAGAAAGUGUUUUAAAUAACUUGCAGCUUGAACCAGUACCACCAGAGCUCAGUUGUCUUAACAGUUUAGAACAACAUUUAAUAGCUUUACAUAUUCAAUUUAUGAAGCUCUUAGCUUUACCUAAAGGAGCGCAAAAUGGUGUCCAUGGACCAGUCACAUGUGUUCCUUCAAAUGUUGUUGACACAACAAAUUUGCUACCACGAGCUAAUGUAGAGGGGUCUCUGUUGCGUGUUAAGCUAAAACGUAAGUUAACAUAUAAAGGACAUUAUGAAUAUAAGUAUGUCAACACUGAGCAUGUAAAGAGAGCAUUGCAGUAUUUAAAACAAAAUAACCCAUACUAUGCUGACAUAAAUUACAACGAAAAUUGGUUAAACGAAUUUGAAGAAGAAAGUCUAGAAAACAUGAAUGAAAAUAAUGAUUCAUCCCUUUCAAACAACGUCCAAAUAGACACAGAGCAAUCUAGUGAAACUCAAUGUUAUAUAGUAGACAAUGAAUUAAAUCAGCAGUUACCUACUCUUGAAACAAAUAAUGGUUUCAGUGUUGAAGAGACAGAACAACCACACAUUGAAUGUGAUGAGACUUUGCAUGACAGACAAACGCAUGGUAUGUUUAUGGAUACGUGUCUUCAGCCAGUUGAUUUAGGCCAAGAAAUCUUAGAUCAAUAUGAUAACAUUUUAAAUAUAGCUCCUGCAGAAGGUAACAAUCCCAUUCGGUUACUUUCUGACAAAAGUAAUGAGGCCAAAAGCUUUCCAGCAUUGUUUCCAAUGGGGGGUCCAACUUUUCAUGAUUUUAGAAAUCAGCGGCUUACACUGUCACGCUAUUUUAACAAUCGUAUUCUGAGUGCAGAUAAAAGGUUUGCUAAUAAUAAUGAAUACAUCUUUUAUGCCCAGUACAUGAGUGAAGUAGAACAGGUUUCAUCUAGCAUAUCAAUAGCAAUGCGCAAAGGCCACAAUUCAAACACAUCUAGGGAAUUUUCUGCAGAGUUAGUGAAAGAUAGGCAAACCCUAAAGCAGUUUCUGAACUGUGAUGAUGGUUAUAGGUUUCUUCGACCCAUCAGAGGAACUCCUGUGUAUUGGUCAGGUGUUCAAAAGGAUUUGUUUGCCAUGGUAAGACAGCUUGGCAUACCAACAUUUUUUUGUUCCUUCAGUUCAGCAGAUAUGAGAUGGGACAAUUUAUUACAAAGCAUGCUGCAACAGGAAGACAGGACUGAUAGUGUAGACAGUUUAGAUUGGGCAGAUAAAUGUGGCCUAUUGCGGCGUAACCCAGUCAUAGCAGCACGCAUGUUUGAUUUUAGAUGGCAUACAUUUUUGAAUAAAGUAAUUUUGUCACCCAGUAAUCCGAUAGGUAGAGUAGUGGAUUACUUUUAUCGUGUCGAGUUUCAGCAAAGAGGGAGUCCCCAUGUACAUGCAAUGUUUUGGGUGGACAAUGCUCCCCAAAUUGAUAAAGAUAAUGACAAUGAUGUGGUAAAAUUCAUAGACCAAUACAUAUCAUCUGAAUUACCGAGCAAUGACAGUGAACUUGUUGAAAUUGUCUCAACUGUUCAAAUGCACAGCAGGAGGCAUUCAAAAACGUGUCGAAAGCGUAACAGUGUAUGUCGUUUUAAUUUUCCGAGACCACCUUCAAAUAAAACCUUUAUUUCUAGAAAAAAAAGAGAAGAGGAAUCAACUAAAAAGUGCAGUUGCAGUGCAGUUUCAUGUGCAUGUUCUUGUGAAGUUUCAAAUAAGAUCAUGAAUAAAGAACAGGCAACAAAAAUAUUAGCUAUGGUAAAGUCAGCUAUAUCUACAGACACAAAUACUAGUAGUACAGUUUCUGAGUUGUUUGACAGUAUUGGUAUUGACCAAGAAAAAUUUGAACUGGCGUAUAACAUUGCUGGCAAAAAAACUCAAGUUGUUCUGAAAAGAGAAAUUACAGAUUUGUGGGUAAAUCCCUAUAAUAAAAAUUUACUAAAGGCUUGGAAUGCUAAUAUGGAUAUUCAGUAUAUAGUAGAUGCAUAUGCAUGCAUUGUAUACAUCAUUUCAUACAUUUCCAAGGCUGAAAAAGAAAUGGGAUUGUUAUUAAGUGCUGCCCAUCGUGAAGCUUCAAAGCACAACAAUGUUGAUGUAAAAGGCACAUUGCAACAAUUGGGCAGUGUUUAUUUACAUAAUCGGGAUGUAGGUGCUCAAGAAGCAGUGUAUAGGCUCACAAAUAUGCACCUAAAAGAAGCUUCACGUAAAGUCGAGUACAUACCCACAGGAGAUCAUUGUGUUCGCCUGAGUUUACCGCUAAAAGUACUUCAGCAAAAAGCACAGUCAAAUGAGCUUACUGAAAAAGCCAUGUGGAUGACAAACCAUGUUGAUCGUUAUAAAGCAAGGCCAGUAAGAGACCCCUUUCAGAACAUGUGUAUAGCAGUAUUUGUGUCUCAAUAUCGUGUUGUGGGCAGAACAGAGAAGUGUGCAGACAAAAUUCAGCUGCAAAACAAUGCAGGGUUUGUUAAAAAAAGAACUAGAUCAAAGCCAGCGAUAGUCAGAUACGCAAGAUUCUCGGUUGAUUCCAACCCAGAAAAAUAUUAUCAGAGUAUUUUGCAAUUAUUCUUGCCAUACCGCUGUGAAAAUGACUUAAAACCAGCUGACUUCCCAACAUUUGAACUAUUUUAUCACAAUGGCCAAUAUGAAUUAAAUGGCACUGUACAAUAUGUCAAAAAUGUAGUGGAUGCUAAUAAGCAAUUAUUUGAGAAAGACGAUGAAAUUCUUGCUCAAGUUCAGCAUGUUGUAGUUGAUAAUGGUAAUUUAGAAGAUGCAUGGUGUGAGAUGUGUCCGGAGCAAGAGGCAGAGCGCUUAGAAUGCCAGGAGGAAAAAACACAAAGACCAGUAGAGGCUGAGGAGCAUGUAGAUAAAAUUCCUGAUUUAUCUGUUCAAAGUAGAAAGAACAAUUGUUUUGAACGUAAUCUAAAUGUACUAUGUAGAUCAGAUGCUCUGAAUCUGCUGAGGUCUCUUAACUCUGAGCAAAAAGACACAUUUUAUCAAGUAAGACAGUGGUGUUUAGAGAAAGUUAGAGGGAAACAGCCAGAGCCUUUCCAUAUGUUCAUUACUGGAGGUGCAGGAACAGGGAAGACACACUUAAUCAGGAGUAUUCAUUAUGAAGCAACCAGGCUUUUAUCCCAGGUUUCAAGUGCUCCAGACAAGGUUUCAGUGCUAUUAACAGCUCCUACUGGAAUUGCUGCAUUUAAUUUGGAAGCUGGGACAAUUCAUUCAACAUUUUCAAUAGGGACAGAUGUAAAACUUCCCUACACACCUUUAGGAGAAGAAAAAUUUAAUACGUUGCGUGUUUUAUUAAGUGAUUUACAUAUAUUGAUCAUAGAUGAGAUUUCUAUGGUAGAUCACAAUCUUCUAGCUUACAUUCAUGGUAGAUUACGACAAAUAAAGCAGACAGGCGACUACUCUCCAUUUGGGAAAGUUAGUGUAAUUGCAGUAGGAGACUUUUUUCAGCUGCCUCCAGUAAAGGGUAAACCACUAUACUUGGAAAAUGCCCCAUUAGAUUUGUGGAAUGGCAUGUUUUCUAAGUCAGAGUUAACCACCAUUGUAAGACAAAAAGACUCUGCUUUUGCCGAAAUUCUGAAUAGGCUACGUACACAUCACAGGUCUACACCAUUAUCACUGCAGGAUGUGAAGACACUUAAACAGAGGGAAACUGGGGAAACAACUUCUGCGCUGCAUAUUUUUGCAACAAAUGCUCAGGUAGAAGAGCAUAAUGUUAAGCAAAUUAUUGCAUUUUGCCCUGAACAUAUUUGUGUAGAGGCACAAGAUUAUGAAAAAAAUCGGCAAACUGGAAAAAUGCAGCUUAAAAACGGACACUUUUCUAAAGUAUUUAAUUCAUGCUUACCAGAAAAGUUGUUAAUAGGAGAAGGUGCACGAGUAAUGCUAAUUAAAAAUAUUGAUGUUACCGAUGGGCUUGUGAAUGGUGUCUGUGGUACUGUUACAGACAUAGCACAUGAUAAAAAUAGCACAUUGGUGAAAACUGUGUUUGUUCAGUUUGAUGAUCAAAAAGUUGGACAAAAUACAAGAAAACGUAUACCACCACCUAGACACAUACUGCAUUCAACACCAGUUAAUUUGGAAGAGGAGCGAGUUAACAGCAAGGGAGGAUUGCGCAAACAAUUUCCAUUAAAGUUAGCUUGGGCUUGUACUGUGCAUAAAGUGCAGGGACUAACGGUAAAACAAGCUGUUGUAUCACUCAAAAAGAUUUUUGCACCUGGACAGGCUUAUGUUGCUUUAAGUCGAGUAGAGACUUUAAGUGGGUUAAUCAUUCAGGAUUUUGCUAAUAAAGCAAUUUAUUGCAGAAGUAAUAUCCAGGAAUGUAUCAACAACAUGGCACAAUUUUCAUUAUAUAAUGUCAGUCCAAUUAAAACGCAGAACUCUUUUUCAGUUUUUUUAAUGAAUGUUCAGGGUCUAAGCUGUCAUUUGUUAGAUUUAACUGCUUCCGUCCAACCCUUUAAUUAUAAUUGUAUAGCUGUUACAGAGACUUGGCUACCUGCAAAUGUAUCAGGUGACUCCACUCACAUUGAAGGUUACCAAUUUCAUAGUGCUCCACGUUGUCUUGCUUACAAUUCAGACAACCCUCUGUUAAAAUCAAUUCAACAACAAAAAAAUGGGGGUGUUGGAAUAUACUGCAAGCAUAACAUUGAUUACACUAUUUUAGACAUUUCAGGUGUAAAUGUAGAAUGCAUGAUAUGUCAAUUCAACAAACUUGACAUAAUCGUAGUUGUGAUAUACAGACCACCACAGUAUCAAUUAUCCUUAUUUCAAAAAUACAUCACUAAAUUAUGUAAUACAUUAAGCAAUUUGUCAGAUAACAUCUUCAUAAUUGGUGACUGGAACCAUGAUGAACUUAAAACUCAAGCUAUGUCUACAUUUAUGGCAAAUCUAGGCUAUUCACAGUGUGUAACAGAAUGUACCACUGAAAAUGGAACGCUAAUUGAUCAUGUGUACAAGAAAAUAACAUCUAAAUAUAUUAUCAAUACACAAGUUAUGCCAGUGUAUUUUAGUUCACAUGAAGCAAUUUACUGUACAUUUUCACAAACAUAAGCAUUCCUUUAAAUUAUAAACACCAUCCAACACUAAUAUAAUGUGUACGUUUUAAGCAUAGUCCAAUUAUCUUGUGUCAACAAAUAGGUAUCUAGGUAAUGUAAAUGUAUACAGCUGCAGAAUUAUUAAUUUUUAUUAUUAUUUAUUUAUUUAUUUAUUUAUUUAUUUAUUUAUUUAUUUAUUUAUUUAUUUAUUAUUUAUUAAUAGGUCUGCGUACUUGGUGGUUGAGACAAUGGACCAUGAACAUAGUGUUAGACUGUGCUUCUGGAUCCUUGUGAAACCAGUACCAGACUAUAACUGUUGCUGUGUUCUGUCCACAACAACAAUAAAACCUAAAAAUAUGAACUUAAAUAUUUAUAUUAUGAUCUUUAACAGUACUUUUACUAAUUGGUGUGUUCUGCCCACAACAACACUAAAACCCUAAGAAACUGCUCUUAAAUAUUUAUUAUUUUAUGAUUUGACUUUAAUUAAUUAUCUUUAUCUAAUGCUAAGUAGGUCUGCGUACUUGGUGGUUGAGACAAUGGACCAUGAACAUAGUGUUAGGCUGUGCUUCUGGAUCCUUGUGAAACCAGUACCAGACUAUAACUGUUGCUGUGUUCUGUCCACAACAACACUAAAAACCUCAAAAUAUGAACUUAAAUAUUUAUAUUAUGAUCUUUAACAGUACUUUUACUAAUUAGUGUGUUCUGUCCACAACAACACUAAAAACCUCAAAAUAUGAUCCUAAAUAUUUAUAUUAUGAUUUUUAACAGUACUUUU
This is a messenger RNA of Astyanax mexicanus (Mexican tetra), 9448 nucleotides long. RefSeq lists its product as uncharacterized. Bases 158 to 8689 code for a protein of 2843 amino acids. The transcript is spliced from 3 exons. Gene Ontology annotation, molecular function: ATP hydrolysis activity; DNA helicase activity. Lineage: Eukaryota; Metazoa; Chordata; Actinopteri; Characiformes; Acestrorhamphidae. Gene Ontology annotation, biological process: DNA repair; telomere maintenance. The record is from RefSeq and is a predicted model, not a curated record.